Molecule: messenger RNA, 1770 nt
Organism: Pochonia chlamydosporia 170
Lineage: Eukaryota; Fungi; Ascomycota; Sordariomycetes; Hypocreales; Clavicipitaceae
Product: siderophore iron transporter
Exons: 1
Coding region: 1-1770 (589 amino acids)
Biological process (GO): transmembrane transport
Molecular function (GO): transmembrane transporter activity
Source: RefSeq, a predicted model, not a curated record
AUGAGUGCGGUAGCCGGCACCAACGUGAGAAUCGACUCGAACACAUAUACUGCCAUAGACAGUGAUGAGAAUUCGAGUCUUCUCAGCGAACACAACAUCAGUGGCAAUGAUGGUGACGAGGAUAACCCAAGCCUGGAUUCUGUCGUCCAGCCCGGUGUGCAGAGCAUCGAAGCUGUGACGCUGGCAUGGACCACCAAAACCCUUGUCUUCGCCUAUCUCAUGAUAUGGCUCAUUUACUUCGUCGCGGGCAUGUUGUCCAGUACAUCUGUUAUUUUGACUCCCUACGUCACGUCCGCCUUUGCUAAACACUCUCUCACACCAGCAGUGGGCAUCUUAAGCAGCAUCAUCGGCGGCGUCACCAACCUCACUCUCGCCAAGGUUCUUGAUGUCUUUGGCCGCCCACAGGGCUAUAUUUUCUGUGUCGUUCUUUCAACGAUCGGACUCGCUAUGAUGACGACUUGUAGCAGCGUGCAAGCUUACGCUGCCGCCUGGGUGUUUCAGACGGUCGGGAACAAUGGUGUCCUGUAUAGUCUGACUGUCUUUGUGGCCGACACUUCCUCCUUGCGCAAUCGGGGUCUAAUGCAGGCCAUUGUGAGCUCUCCUAACCUGAUUACAUGCUGGUUGGCUGGACCUAUCUCUUCUGGCUUCUUGAAUGGACCCGGUUGGCGCUGGGCGUUUGGCAUGUUUACCAUUCUCGUGCCCUCUUUUACGCUCCCGCUCUUUGGUCUCAUGUGGAAGAAUUAUCAAAAGGCUAAGAAGCUCGGGCUCAUUGUCAAGAGCAAUGUUGAAGCUGAUCGCACUGCCUUGCAGUCUUUUCUCUCCUACUCCACGCAAUUUGAUGCGGUUGGCCUCAUCCUGCUCUCAGCCGGUGUUGCCAUCUUCCUCUUGCCUUUCAAUCUAUACUCUCUUCAGGACUGGAACUCGAUUCUUGUUGUCGGAAUGCUGACAUUGGGUGCCCUUCUCAUCACUGCAUUUGUUGUUUGGGAAAAGGGCUAUGCAACUAUUACAUUCAUGCCGUUCUCGCUCCUGCUUGACCGCACAGUUUUCGGUGCUUGCGUUCUAGCUGCUACGCUCUACGUUAGCUUCUCCUGCUGGAACAGCUUCUUCGGCUCGUACUUACAAGUCGUGAAUGACCUCACCGUCGAAACCACAAGCUACGUCGUGCAGACCUACACCGCCUGCUCAGUCUUGUGUGCCAUCAUUGUUGGUGCUCUGAUCCAUUAUUCCGGACGCUUUAAACCUUUGUGUCUUUAUGUCGGAAUCCCGCUUAGCAUUCUGGGUUCGGGCCUGAUGAUGUACUUUUGCAAGGUCGAGAGCAGCGUGGGCUACAUCAUAAUGUGUCAGAUCCUAAUUUCCGUCGCUGCCGGCACUAUCAUGGUCUGCGACGAAGUGGCAAUUCUCGCGGCCGCUUCACAUCAACAUGUCGCCGUGUGCUUGGCUGUCCUGGGCUUGUUUGGGAAUAUCGGCGGCGCGGUUGGUUUGACGUUUGCCUCUGCAAUCUGGCAAGACGUCUUUCCGAAGAAGCUUUUGGACUAUCUUCCCGUUGAAGAAGUCCCAAACUUAGACAAGAUUUAUGCAAACCUUUCCACUCAGUUGUCAUACCCGGUAGGGUCGCAAACGCGUCUCGCGAUUCAACAUGCGUACCGAGAUGCUCAGGCGACAAUGUUGGCUGUGGGUACUGCUGUUUGGGUUGUUGGGUUCGUGGGAGUCUUCAUUUGGCGUGACAUUAAUGUCAUUGGUAUAAAGCAAAACAAGGGGCACGUGUGGUAG